Molecule: messenger RNA, 5088 nt
Organism: Dendronephthya gigantea
Lineage: Eukaryota; Metazoa; Cnidaria; Anthozoa; Malacalcyonacea; Nephtheidae
Product: histone-lysine N-methyltransferase SETD2-like
Exons: 21
Coding region: 1192-4893 (1233 amino acids)
Biological process (GO): regulation of DNA-templated transcription
Cellular component (GO): nucleus; chromosome
Molecular function (GO): protein binding; histone H3K36 methyltransferase activity
Source: RefSeq, a predicted model, not a curated record
CUGUUUCAUUUUGGAAUGAUCUCAUUCCAGUCGCAGAAAUUAUGCAAACUAUAACUAAGAUGAUCAUUGUUGUUCAAUGCCGGAAUUUAUGCUCAGGUGACUUCUGCUCUUUUACCUUCGUCGAUUCGUUGGCUCGAGCGGAAUUAAUGUGAUCUGGCAUUGUGAUCAGUCACAUGGACGACGCACUAUAUAUAGCGUGUGGCCGUUCUUUGGAGCUCGUGAAACGCUGAUCCAAAACCAAUAUUCUACCUUUUUUACCAGCACGGCAAUUCAAGGUAGAAACAGGUGGCCCUUUUGUGAUGUGGUUGUAAAAUCGCGCGAACAAUUAACAAACCGUAAAAGAAAGUGCACUGCAGUUGAUGGCAAAAACUCUAGGUACACGGGUUGUCUGUCCGAGGGUGACCGGUCAUUCGGGAAGAGGAUACUUGGUGAUCCAACGGGUAUAACUAGGUAUACCGAGAGAUAACAAGGACUAGAAAUAUGAUUACAUAAUAAUAAUCACAUAAAGAAAUAUCGUGAUAAAAUCACAGGAAAUAAAACAUCAAAAAAGUCUUACAUAUUAAUAUGUUGUGGGCUAACGCAAGAUAUUGCCCUUAAAUUUCGGGCGAGACGUUGCCGUAUGUGGACAGCCGGGGGCGUAGGCCCUUAGCAUCAUAUCUAACAAUUGUCACAAAAUUGCUACUUUUUAGAAUGCGGGUUACGCGGGAAGUUGGCCAAUAUUGAAAAACGAGUGCAAACAUGUAAUGAACCAAUUAAAUUACAGUAAAUACCAACGUGUCCCGGAUGUUGUGUGUUGCCGUGCGCUUGGAAUUUCCGAAAUAUAUCAAUCCAAUCUCAUGAAUGCUUUAAAUACGGCGGUAAUACCAAAAUAUAGAAAUAAAAAACUUACGAAAUAUAAAGCGAGGAUUGCAGAGCGGUUUUAUAGCACUCCGCGCUCUUCUGGAAAGUUUUUAUACACUUUUGAAAGCCCUGGGUUGUCAAAAGUCUUCAAAUUCCAUUUGCGGGGAAUUUCUGCAUAUGAUUUAGCCGCAUGUGCUCGCCCGUUGAGAUGUAAACUUGGACAGUCUUUCGUGUAUAUUUUCUCUCGGGGGCGGUGAAGGAUUACAGUAUCUUUCAAAUCGGUUUGGUUUUGAAAGGCCUGUUGAAUUGUAAGCGUUCGGUAAAUCCCCACGGCGGACUUUGCUGUACUGAAUGGAUUCAGGGAGAUUGACUGGCAUGAAUGCAGACGAAUAUUUGGAUACAACCAUGAACCGUGAAAGUGAACCGGAUAGUGAUCAUAGUGACCACGAAAAUGAAGUUGCAUCUUCGACGUCAGAAGAAUAUCCUGCUUUUGAGACAAUUUAUGAGAAUAUAUAUCUUGGAAACAAAAAAAAGAGGAUCAAUAAGGAGAUUCGUCGGAUGUCUUGUGAUUGCUCGUACAGUCCAGAGGAAAGUGAUUUUGUUGGUUGUGGAGAUGAUUGUCUGAAUAGAUUGCUCAUGAUUGAAUGCAAUUAUAGAUGCCCCUGUGGAGAAUUUUGUUCAAACAGAAAAUUUCAAAAAGGUCAAAAAGUUAAGGUGGAAGCGUUUAUGACUGAGAAAAAAGGCUGGGGACUGCGGACCUUGGAAGAUAUUGCGGCGCAUCAAUUUGUGAUUGAGUACAGCGGCGAGGUGAUGGGCUACGAAGAAUUUGAGAAACGUGUUGAGAUGUAUGAUCACGAGAACAGGAGACAUUAUUAUUUUAUGACAUUGAAAGCUGAUGAGAUCAUUGAUGCAACAUACAAGGGUAAUCUUUCAAGAUUCAUUAACCACAGCUGUGAUCCAAACUGUGAGACACAGAAGUGGACAGUAAAUGGCUAUUUGAGGAUUGGUUUCUUUUCUGUGAGAGACAUUGAAGCUGGUACAGAGCUGACGUUUGAUUACAAGUUUCAACGUUAUGGGAAAAAAGCCCAAGUCUGUUAUUGCGAGUCUCAAAAUUGCCGUGGAAUAAUUGGUGGGGAGAAGCAUACCCCCCUGAAGUCUAUCAUCUCUGGCAGACCUGCUUCACCAGCGCCAACUAGUUCACCAAGAAGAAAUCGAAGACGGCAGUUAGCUGAGCAAUUUGAUGAUAAACCUCUGGAGGUUGAGAUUGCUCAGCUGCUUGCUGGUGACAAGGGAAUUAAAACAGACGACCAGGCGCUUAAACUUUCCCAGUUCAUGGUCAGAGCAGACACCACUUCACAACGCCUUCUGUUGCUAAACGCCCUUUUGGCAACGAUAGACCAGAACUGUCUACGGAAUUUCGUAAGAUAUCAAGGAUUGUCACUUCUCUGGAGUUGGAUGGUUGAUCUCGGAGAAAACUCGCUGCAUCUUCAGAAAAAGAUUGUUCAAGUGCUCAAACACCUGCCUGUCGCUAACUUGAAUCAAGUCAAAGAUACAAAAGUGCUUCGAGUGAUCAGCAAGUGGGCGAAGAAACCUUCGUUGUCGUGCGUUCCCGAAGAGGAGACGAGCUCCAGCGACGUGGACUCUCGAGGCCAGAGCCCACAGGACGCCUUAGACAUUGCUUCGAGACGUGAAUCUCACAUUAGCUCGAGUUCGGACGAGUUGCAGAACUCUUCAAAAAGUACGGAGGGCUCUAAGUCCGAUAUUGAGUGUAAACCAUCUGAUGUUGGAUUGACAAGUACGGAGUGUUUGCCUGCAGAAGACAGUGUCUUCGAGCCAGUUCAGCAAACACGAUCUGACGAUGGACUUGAAUUGCCUGCUGUUAAGCAAGAAGGUCAAACAGCCGAGGAACGAAAUCUCGAGGAGUUAAAUCCAGAGGGUAAGAAGCCUGAGGAGGGACUAAAAUCCGAGGGGUUGAAACCCGACGGUGUUAAACAUCAAAGUGCAUAUAGUAGGAUAGUUGAAAGAAUUGGAGAUUCAUCUGAGGAGGAAUGCUCAAGAUGGUCAGAAGACGAUGCGACAUCGAGCGAUGGUGAGAAUAUUGUUGAUCUAGCUGCUGAUCUAUUAGAUCAAUGGAGCAGUUUAAAGGAGGUGUAUCGUAUUCCGAAGAAAUCAACCAUCGUGGUUAAACAAGAACCAGAAUCUACUUCAGGAACAACAGAGGCCCCCUCGGCCGAGUUAAGUCGUAGAAUCAGAUCGGAAAAACACGCUCCGGUUCUACCGAAAAUUGAUGAGGAUCUUUUCAAAAAGGACGAAUUCCUUUCCAAACUUGGCGAACGAGAGUUCCACUCGGCGUCGAAGUCGUCUCAACGUGAAGCAUCGAGUGACUCGAGCGAGAUUCCUUCUCUCAUGACUUGUGGAUACACCGAGGUUCAUGAAGGCGCUAAUGAUGCUGGGAGAAUGUCGAUACAUCAGCGACUGCAGAAUGUCGCUAAUACCAGCGGAGGUGAGGAGAAAUCUGGAGGAUGGCAUGCCAAGGCAGCUGCAAGGCUUGGGAGUCGAAAAGGAGGCUACCCUCCACCCAGAAGCCCUCAACAAGAUUGGCAACCUCGUCAUCAUUUCACCCCACCUACCACAGCACCCACAGCAAACACGGGCAUGCCUAGACCCAAUCAGAACAAUCAGUGGCAUAAUCAAGAACAAACGCCCUCCUACAACCCUUACCUUAACACUACCCAAGGUGUGGUGCAGCCUUCGACAACCUUCUCUGUGUCAACGCAGAAUACCACCCUACCUGUCCAACAGCAGCCGAACUAUUUCCAACCACCAGACCAGGCCUCAUGGACGUCUAAACCAACAUUUGCUCCAGACCAAACAGGGGGUCACGUCCAACACACCUAUGGACAGCUGCCACCCCCACCUCCCCAGCACGCUCAAGCAUCGCAGGGGAAAUUUCCAGCUGGACAUCAAGUUUCAACUAACCCUAGUCAAAUGGCCUCCAACCACAGACAAGGACAAUAUACCCCCGCCUACCAAAAUCCGACGACACCUUUUGGAUAUCAGCAGUCUACCAACCAAAAUCAGGCAUACCCUCAACCCUUGUUCAACCCGAUGUUACCAAACUUAGGCGUCCCCCCUCCACAUCAAUUUCCUCCUGGCUUUCCCCCACCGCAAUUUCCUCCCAAUCCUUCGACGUUCUCGCUCGCAACCCAAACGACCAGCGUACCCUCUACCUAUUCGGUGAAUCCAUCGCAACAACCGCAAUUUGCACCCACGGAACAAAACCCGGGCUCUAAUGUACCGAGGGUGAGUUCUACCGUAGGAAGCGCUGUAUCGAUGGAGAUAGUUGACCUGACGUCCGAAUGGGCAGGAAAGUAUAAAAAGACCCAAGAAGGAACACUGCCGUCUGAUUGGAAGAAGGCUUAUGAUGGGGAAGGAAGAGCGUAUUAUUAUCAUGUUAUCACAAGGCAAACUCAAUGGGAACCACCUGUCUCUGAUCGCAGCCCACCGACGCCAGAGCUUGGUUACCUUGGUGAUGAACUAGACACGAGUAUGGAGUCCAGUCUUUUCUCUUCGCAUUUGCCACAAGAUGUGACAAUGGAAGUUGUUGACUCGACCAAGCAACGGAAGAAACCCAGGACUCCUUCUACGCCUCCAGGUUCGCCUCCUAAGAGUCCAGUGAGCAAGUACACUACAGCUGCUGCCGACACGACCGAUAUCCGAAAAGGUGCUUACUCACCUUCCUCGCUGUUGCAAGGUCGACAUCUCACGCCUGAGCAGAGAAAACGUCGAGAAACGUUUAGAAUGAAGCUGUCAGCUGUUGUGGUCAACUACUUGAAUCCGUAUCACAAGUUGGACUGCAAGAUUGGUCGUAUUACUAGUGUCGAUGACUUCAAAUUUCUAGCAAGGAAGCUCACCCACGGUGUUAUGGUAAAAGAACUAAGUCGUAAUAAAGAUGAAAGUACUCUGGCCUGCAACGACUCUGUAAAAAUUAAGACCAAGGAAUACAUUCGAAAUUAUAUGCAGAAAUUUGGCCCCGUAUAUAAGCCUUCGUGAAUGCAAGUUUUAGAAUGUAACAUAUUAUUUAUUUAUUUUAUAGAUCAAUUUUAAAAUUGUAAAUGCCGCAAAGCGCUUUCGUGUUUUUCAACUGUAAAUAGUAUUGCUGUCUAUUGUACACAAUGGUCUAAAUAUGUAUAAAAAUGUACAUUGAAAAUUUCUUGGGUGGUUAUUCUUAUUGUAUGAAUAAAAAUU